Molecule: messenger RNA, 3216 nt
Organism: Ixodes scapularis (black-legged tick)
Lineage: Eukaryota; Metazoa; Arthropoda; Arachnida; Ixodida; Ixodidae
Product: HMG box-containing protein 4
Exons: 7
Coding region: 719-2317 (532 amino acids)
Source: RefSeq, a predicted model, not a curated record
UCCAAAAAGAUAAAACACGAAAGCAGAGCGGCGGAGGAAAGCCUGUAUCAGUUGCGUAUACGUUACGUACGCGCUAUAACACACAUGUAUUAUUCAUGUUGUUAAAUAAAAUUAACAUAUUUUUUAUAAAAUUAUUUAUGCUUAAAUAACGUUGCAUUUGAAGCAAUAUUGACAACUUCAAUAUACGAAGCUAUCGACAUGACCGCUGAUGAAGUGCGCUGAGUGCACGACUGUGUCUGUGUCGGUUGUGUUUUGAUCGGAAAAUCGUCGGGAAAAAACAUUUUUUUAGCAGUCUUUUACGAACAAUCUUCGCCUUGUUAUCGUUGAUAUUCGGCUCCACAGAUAGUCGUCCGCAAGCAGGCCUCGCCUUUUUAGCUUCCUGUGGUCGCAUUGAUCGAGCGGAGCCGAUGGCGUCAUCUUGGCGGUACAUCUGAUCGCGAUAUGAAAGGUGAAAUUGCUUCCGUACGCGUAUGGGAGCUCUUGGGCACCAUCUGAGCCCCUCUGACGCUUCAAGUCGGUCCCGAAAAGACGUCCGAAUGUAGUCUGAUUCGCCUCGUGCAACCCACACGGGCGCCUGUUUUCGCACGAGGCUCAAUUUCCGUGAACUUGUCCAAAUUGCUUGCGGAGUGCGACGCCGUCGAAAGCCAGGAGAAGCUUGCUAGCUCGUUAACAAGCGAGCUCGUCAUAUCAUCGAGACAACUCACAGAGACAAAGCAACAUGGCCAGCGGUGGCAUAUCGAGAUCGGGUCGUGUACGCAAGAAGUCGGCCAAGUUGAUGGAAAUGGAAGAUUGGGAUGCGUUCGACUUGAACGAUGCGCCAGCCAAGGGCAAGAAGAGGCCGAGAUCAGACGAAAUGCCCGAGUUUGAGACGCCGGAAAAGAAAGUGGCUCCGUUGAAGAUCCCCAAAGCUACCAAAGUGCCCGCGAUCAGCCCCGUCAAGAGGCGCGUCAUGGACGACAUGAUUCACCUCAAGAACCUGCAGAACAUCCAGGAAUCCGGGUAUCUCAACGUUCCCGCUGCGCCCAAGACGGUGCAAGUGCCGCAGCACCAGCCCAUGUACCCGUCGUCUGCUGUCGUCGACGAUUCGUCCAGCUCGUCGUCAGAGUCUAGCGAGUCGAGCUCGGAAGACGACUCGGACUCAGACGACUCAAUGGAGUACGGACGCCCGAUGCAGCACUUGCAGCUUCAGCAGAAGGCGAAGAAACCUGCCUUCCAGAUGAUACCACAGGCCAAAGCCCCACCGGCUUCGGCUAUGGACUUCGAGGCGGCUAGCCAGCAUGCUCGACAGCGGGGACUGCAUCACCUUGAUCCCAGCAGCGACAUGAUCGACGUCGAGGAGAGCGACGACGACGACGAUGAUGACGAUGACGACGACGACGACACUCGCGAUUCUCACCUGGUGAUUGCGGAGGAGGAACGCCGGCCGCCGCCGCCACCCCCGAAAAGGGGCGGUGGCCACGGAGGUCACGGCGGCCACGGUGCGGCGCCCGCGAGGAGCAAAGCGCCGGCGGCACCGAGAGCACCGAAGCUGUCACCGGCGCAGAGGGCCAAGAAGAUGAGCACCAACGACGACCCCGAGUACGAGGAACCCGUCCCGAAAAAGGCGGCCAAGAAAACGCCAGCUCCCAAGGCUCCACCCAAGCCCAAGCCACCUCCAAAGGAGAAGGCCAAGACAAGGCCCAUGACUGCCUACAUGCUCUGGUGCCAGGAGAACCGUCGCCGAAUCGUGUCCGACAACCCGGGCAUGGACUUUGCAACGAUCAGCAAGAAGCUGGGCGAGACCUGGCAGAUGCUUCCGGACAAAGAUAAAAUUGCCUGGCGCCGCAAGGCCAAGGUGCCCACCAGCAAGGGCUCGACGCUCAUCAGCACGGGACGGCCUGGAACGACAAGCGCGUCUGCCGGGGCGCCGACCGGGGCGUCGUCGACUCCGGCAGCUGCCUCCCACGGCGGGAGAGGCGUGGGGGGCGCCGCGACAACCGCGGCCAAGAGCGCGGCCGCAGCUGCGGCUCACGACGACGCCCGUGCCAUUGCAGCGGCGGGGGCUGACGGCCCCAAGUCCCUGGGCAUCGGGCCCGUCGACGUGGCUGCCCACCUCAAGCUUCUCGGCGAGUCGCUCAGCACGAUCGGUCAGCGUUUGACGGAACACGAGGGCCAGAUCGCGGUUUCGGGGAGCCUCUCCGUGCUGCUGGACUCGACGCUGUGCGCCCUGGGUCCGCUGCUGUGCCUCACCUCGCUCGGCAAGGAGAUGAACGGCUGUUCCAAGGAGACCCUCACCAAAAUACUCAACAACAUCGCCUACGUCAUGCCCGGCCUCUGAUUGGCAGACGGCCCGCCGUCGUGUACGCGCACCUUUGUGUCCCGCUUCCGAUUGGGCCAAACGUCCCUUUGUCACCGCAUCGUGCAGCUCUGUUCGCUGCUUUUAAUUGGUUGGAUGGAUUCCGGUUCCUCGCUCGUACUCUUUUUAUUAGCCGAUCAAAUUCUAGUGGAAAACAAAACACGGGUGAUUUCUGAUUGGCGGUUACGUUCUGAAGGAGGGGCCUGCACAGUUUUUCUAUUGGUCAUGUUAAUUCUAGAAGUGUGGGCAUUGCAGUUUGCUUCCUAUCAGCUUCGUUGCUGCUGGCCUUGAAUGACUUGCAGUUUCUGGCGCCUCCGAUUCGCUUAUCGUGACAGUGAGUUAUGCCAAUUGGUUCGCUGCAAUAUAUCUUUUUUUUCGUUGCGAGUUCUGUACAUACCAUAGCUGUGAGAGGACAGACGUGCAAAGUAUCAUCGGGUAUUGAAUUUGAAAUGAAAUAUAAUAGCUAUUCAUUAGGCACUACACUUCCAAUCCUGCCUGUGAUGCAGUUAGAUCCAACCAUUCUUUCAUGGCAAACUUUAGACAUGGAGGAUCUGCCGAUUUUUUGCUUUUACCUUUUCUUAUUUGAUGCACAAGAGAGAGAUUCAGUUUGUCUCAAUGGAUUUUUUAGAAUUGUUGAAUUGAUUCUAGAGUUCAAGUUUAGGUAGGCUGCGAUCCUGCCUGUAAUAAGUAAUAAGAGUUCCAACGGCACUUGAUGAAGCUAACAAAAAUAAAUCCUGGUCCAAGUCUCCAGAAGCAAUUUUCAGAGGAAUCGGUUCUACCAUGUAACGUUCAUCCCAACAUUCAUCUGUCAACAUCUUUCAUAACAUAAAGCAACCGAAUGACAUCCUUUGUUUGAGGAAAAUAAACAAGAAAAACAACAA